AGUCUAGUCUACGUGGGCGCCGAACAGCGGUCCCUUUAAGAGCCUUCCUACACACGAGCCUACUCUGACAUUCCCAGGGCGCUGGUGAGGUAUGCGCGGGCAACCUUCGCACAUCCUGUCACUGUACCGGAGCGCAGCAAGCAGGAGCAUUAAGUCUUCUUCUGGCUUAUGACCAACGGACACAAGAAUUUGUCCGACUGACUGAUGCAAGCCUAGAGGAUGUUUGGCAGUUAAACAGAUGGUCAUCCUCACUGCGCGUUAGUGCUUUCCUGGAGUUACCAAGGACUUUAAACUUCCACCUUUCCUCUGGACUUGAGCAGUGAUAUACUGACGGUUCUGGUGGAGGCCUGAACAUAGCUGUUUGGGGCCAUGAGUGAAUUAGAACAGCUUCGGGAAGAGGCGGAACUACUACGCUUACAGAUCCAAGAUGCCAGGAAAGCCUGCAGUGACUCCAACCUCUCUCAGAUCUCAGCAGGUUUGGACCCUGUUGGGAGGAUCCAGCUGAGGACGAGAAGAACACUGAGGGGCCACCUGGCUAAAAUCUACGCCAUGCACUGGGGAUGCGACACCAGGUUACUUGUUAGCGCAUCUCAGGAUGGCAAGUUAAUAAUCUGGGACAGCUACACGACAAAUAAGAUACAUGCCAUCCCGCUGCGGUCGUCGUGGGUGAUGACAUGUGCGUAUGCGCCUUCGGGGAGCUUCGUGGCGUGUGGCGGUCUGGACAACAUCUGCUCCGUCUACAAUCUAAAGACACGAGAAGGCAAUGUCCGAGUCACCAGAGAACUGGCUGGACACACAGGCUAUUUAUCUUGCUGCCGUUUCGUUGAUGAUGGUCAGGUUGUGACCAGCUCAGGAGACACCACCUGUGCCUUGUGGGACAUCGAGACAGCACAGCAGGCGAUCAGUUUCCCGGGUCACACGGGUGACGUCAUGAGCCUGACGCUGAGUCCAGAUCGCCGAACGUUUGUGUCAGGUGCGUGCGAUGCCACGGCGAAGCUCUGGGACAUCAGAGACGGCAUGUGCAGACAGUCCUUCAGCACUCACCUGUCAGACAUCAACGCAGUCACUUUCUUUCCCAAUGGGAACGUGUUUGCUACUGGCUCGGACGACGCUACCUGCAGGAUCUUUGACCUGCGCGCUGACCAGGAGCUGCAUGUCUACUCUCACGACAACAUCAUCUGCGGCAUCACCUCCGUGUCCUUCUCCAAGAGUGGACGCCUGCUGAUCGCCGGAUACGACGACUUCAACUGCAACGUGUGGGACGUGCUGAAGGGAGAGCGCUCAGGUGUCCUGGCAGGCCAUGAUAACCGUGUGAGCUGUUUGGGUGUGACUCCUGACGGUAUGGCAGUGGCCACAGGCUCAUGGGAUAGCUUCCUGCGCAUCUGGAACUGAGUGUGCCAAAGAGGACCUGAUUGAGAGCAGUCCCUGCGUCAGACACAGUGACACUUCUCAGACAGUGUGAUUUUAUACUCAGACAACACAUACACUACCGCGUAAAAGUUUGGAGUCACUUAGAAAUGUCCUUCUUUUCAUCAUUAAUGUAAAUUACUGUUGUAGAAAGUCGUUGUUGACAUGUUGUAAAUGACUGUUGUAGAAAGAAAUGGCUAAUCUUUAAAUGAAAGAUCUACAUAAGUAUACAGAUGCCCAUUAUCAGCAACCAUUUAUCCAAUGUUCCAAAUGCACAUACUGUUUACUAAUCUGAUAUCAUUUUAAAAUGCUAACUGAGAAAACAUUGGAGAAC
This is a messenger RNA of Alosa sapidissima (American shad), 1741 nucleotides long. RefSeq names its product guanine nucleotide-binding protein subunit beta-4-like. The transcript is spliced from 11 exons. The coding region runs from base 370 to 1392 and encodes 340 amino acids. Lineage: Eukaryota; Metazoa; Chordata; Actinopteri; Clupeiformes; Clupeidae. Gene Ontology annotation, biological process: G protein-coupled receptor signaling pathway. Gene Ontology annotation, cellular component: cytoplasm; heterotrimeric G-protein complex. Gene Ontology annotation, molecular function: signaling receptor complex adaptor activity; protein binding. The record is from RefSeq and is a predicted model, not a curated record.